AUGUGUCCAGCACUCUUCAUCGGUGGAGGAGCACAGGAGCAGCCAAUGUGUGGACCAUUGUCUUCUCUACAGACCACAGCCCUGGAGUUCAGCUCCUCCUGCGUCCUGCUCCCCGCCCUCUUCUACCUCACCAUCCUGGAGUUUGUCCUGCCCCUGCUGGCCGUGGUGGGCUUCACCCUGCGCGUUGCGUGUUUUCUCUCCUGCACCCACGGCCCGAUGACUCAGCAGAGCAGGGCGAGGAGGGCCAGGGCCAUCAGGCUUCUAGCCACAGUCCUCGUGGUCUUCACCGUUUGUUUCACACCCUUCCAUGUCCGUCAGGUGUUGGUGUAUUUCCGAGUCAAAGUCGGGGAGGGAGGGCUGCGGGGUCAAGGUGCGGCACACGUGCUGGCCUAUCACAUCACAGUGACUCUGAGCAGCCUCAACAGCUGCCUGGAUCCAGUGGUGUACUGCUUUGUGACGGACAGCUUUAAGAGAGUGUGGAGGAGACGGAGAAGAGGUUGGACUGAAGGGGACGCUCUCACAUUCGGUGGAGAGGGAGACAGGAACUCAUAUAAUAAAUGUCCUGGCAUGGCAUUGGCCAUAGUCCACAGUGUGGCCGCCCUGCCUCUGACCACUGCACCACUGUCUGCACUCACUGUGGUGCAGUCUGUGUAG
Messenger RNA from Cynoglossus semilaevis (tongue sole), 654 nucleotides. RefSeq names its product G-protein coupled receptor 20-like. The coding region runs from base 1 to 654 and encodes 217 amino acids. NCBI's taxonomy places the organism in Eukaryota, Metazoa, Chordata, Actinopteri, Pleuronectiformes, Cynoglossidae. The record is from RefSeq and is a predicted model, not a curated record. Gene Ontology annotation, cellular component: plasma membrane. Gene Ontology annotation, biological process: phospholipase C-activating G protein-coupled receptor signaling pathway; positive regulation of Rho protein signal transduction. Gene Ontology annotation, molecular function: G protein-coupled receptor activity. The transcript has 2 exons.